Messenger RNA from Exophiala bonariae, 1818 nucleotides. RefSeq lists its product as uncharacterized. The transcript has a single exon. Lineage: Eukaryota; Fungi; Ascomycota; Eurotiomycetes; Chaetothyriales; Herpotrichiellaceae. Gene Ontology annotation, biological process: regulation of transcription by RNA polymerase II. Gene Ontology annotation, molecular function: DNA-binding transcription factor activity, RNA polymerase II-specific; zinc ion binding. The record is from RefSeq and is a predicted model, not a curated record. The coding region runs from base 1 to 1818 and encodes 605 amino acids.
AUGGAGAGCGAGGUGUCCACCGUAAACGAGAAUACAACACCAAACCCGCAGUCUCGCGAAGCCGCUUCUCCUGCCUUUGCACCUUCUAUGAAGAUUCGUGUCCGUACCGGAUGUGAUACCUGCAGAUCCCGGAAGGUCAAAUGUGAUGAGCAACGCCCGGUGUGUCAGAAAUGUACCCGAUUGAAGAGAACAUGUACCUACCGGCUUCCAAGCGCCUCCCAUUCUCCGCAGACGCUACAUGAAGACCUGAGUCCGCCGGUUAGCAGCUGUCAAGCCAAAAUCUCAGACUCGAGCGAGAACAUCGAACUACAAGUCGAAAGUGCUCUCGAUCCGUUGGCGAAGCAGACCAACCUCGAGGUCGUCACACCGGACGUGAGUAUGACAGCAUAUCCAGAUGUCGCUCCUGUCGCAGCACAACCAACAGAUCUCUCCAGGGACGCUAUUCAGUGGUCCCAAAACAACAGAAGUUCGAUCUUUUACCCGGCGAGCCAGAUCGGUGUAGUGGAUGUAAGCCCCACCGACCAAUUUCAUUCGACAUCAGAGCUUAUAUACAUGAGCACAGUACUUGACUGGAUGGGAGUCUCCGAAGUUCCCGCUAAAUCUACAUUCGCCUACUUUCUGGAUGUCGUGGACUGCACCUUGCUGUCUCCUUUUGAUCAGCUGAACUGGCGAAGGAUGAAACAGUACAUCGCCUACUUGGGGCUUGAGCAGCCGCUAGUUGCCGACUUUCUGAGGGCACUUCAGGCACUCUACAGGUCUCAAGUUGAUCAUCUACCGAGAACCUAUGCCACGACAUUACAGCAAAUCGCCCUUGACAACUUCGAAUCGGUGAUCGGCGACACUACCGUCGACUUUGAAAUUCUGUUGAUCUGCGCAUUCCUCCAGUGCCUUUGCGCAGUGACUGCACCUAAUGAAGAUGGGCCUUCUCUCGGUAUGUUUGAUGGGCUUUUCACGGAAAGAUUACAAUCAUCGCUUGAGCAUGGGCCACAGUCGGCCAUUUUUUCACGAAUCUGUGCAUGGCUGCAACUGCUGAACACGGUGACAAAGCAUCCAGGUAGCGUUGGUUUGCUCUCAAAUACAGUUCUCCGGCUUCUGUAUAGCCGUGUAGGAGAGCAGUUGCCUUCGCUCUCAAUGCUUGAUCGUGACGCCUAUCCCGAGCGCGGCUUUUACGAUACCAUAGCUGAGCCGGUCUUUACCUUCUACAUAAAGCUCCAAAAGAUUUCAAAUCAGAUCACAGAUGUGACGCACUACCGUCGAUCAAGGUCAACGGCUGCAGAUCAGGAAGAGGUGAGCAAGAUCCUAGCUGAUUUGACAACAAAGCUUGCCACUCUGUGGGAGCAUCGACCACCCCCACUUCAACUUGAACCGAUCAAGAUCCGGGAGAGCUUUUCUGAAACGAUUGCCAAACCACUUAUCAUGUUGGCAGGGCUGUGUAUUGCUGCAUUCCAAGUCGAGACCAUCGUCAUCGGCCGGAUUCUGGGCGAUCCUCCAUUUCCCACCCCCGAAAUUCAGCAUGCACGGCUCAAGAUUCGGCAAGUCAUCGAAGGAGAGGGAGAAUGGCUUGCGGCUGAUGAGGCCGGCGCACUAAACCCUGGUUACCUUCGACCGCUUUUCGUGUACGCACUGGAAAGCUUCGUAAAAGACCAGUCAGACUGGGCCGCAUGCCAAUUGAGACGGAUUAAACACCCCAACAGUACGGGGAACUUCCUUGCAUCCUUCGUGGAGGCUCAUGGAGAAGCGCAGAGAAGAGAAGGCAGGCGAGUGACCAUGAAAUACUUCUGCUACCAAACCUUUGGUGUGCCGUUGCCUUUCAUGUGA